Molecule: messenger RNA, 2669 nt
Organism: Lotus japonicus
Lineage: Eukaryota; Viridiplantae; Streptophyta; Magnoliopsida; Fabales; Fabaceae
Exons: 20
Coding region: 182-2287 (701 amino acids)
Source: RefSeq, a predicted model, not a curated record
UGUAAGGGAACAAAACAACAAAAUCAUUGUACUCGCAAUCUUAAACACUCCGAACAAGUUUGCGUCACAGUCACACUACACUUACUCACUCCGGUGACCACCGUUGCCACCGCCAGUGAAUCCCUCCCACGGAGCUUAUAAAUUCCACGAAUUCCCAAUCACCACCGCCACCUCCGUUGCCAUGGCUAGGGUUCCGAUAAGUCAAUCUCCCUCAACGUCGGUGGUUUCCACCAUCAGAGCCUACGCGCUUCCUCUUAUUUUCUUCGCCGGUGCCAUGUUCUACCAACUCGUUGCUAUCCCCAAUGCCUUCCCUCCUUCCCGUUACGAUGUUCUGCAAAUUGAGAGGUACAGUUCCAUCGACGCUGUGCAGGAGGCUUACGAUAAGCUUGAAUCGAAAUGGAAUUCGGAUGUAGAAGUUUCUGAUAUUCAUGAGUUUAUAAAGAUUAGAUAUGCCUACGAGUUGCUGACAAAUCCUUUGUGGAAAAGAGACUAUGACAUAUUUGGCAUUGAUGAACAACUUCAUGUUGUUGAGAGUGCUAGAAAGCGUUAUGCAGGGAAAAAUAUUUCACAAUUGGACUUCCCUUUACUACAUUCCCCUUCCGGGUCUUUUGAUCAUUCAUCUAAAGUCACUGUAAGUGACUUUCUGUCUGCAAUUCCAGAUUCAAAGCCAUGGAUAAUUCAGCUGUAUUCAUCAGGGAGCAAUCGUUGUGCUGAGUUUUCUGAGUCCUGGAAUAAAAUUGCUUCUUUAUUGGAUGGUGUUGCAAAUAUUGGUGUGGUGGAACUUGGUGAGAAGGAGCUCGCUAUCUACCUUGCUGAUAAAAGAUCAACAGGAAAACCUUUUUUCAGAAAUGGAAUUCCAUCUCUUGUUGCCAUUCCUCCCGGAUGUCAUGCUGCAAAAUGUUUUAGAAGGUUUGAUGGUGAGCUUACAGUUGACAAGGUUACAAAUUGGUUUGCAACAACUGUAUUGACUUUACCUCAAAUUAACUACUACUCGAAGGAGUCACUGGUACCGAAUUUUCUUGGAAAAAGCAGUCAACAUAAGGUAAAAGUCAUCUUUUUUUCAAAAACUGGGGAGCGUGCUACUCCAUUUAUGCGACAGGCAGCUAAGGACUAUUGGGCUGAUGCUUCAUUUGCAUUCAUUCUUUGGCGGGAAGAGGAAUCUUCCUAUUGGUGGGGAGCUUUUGGGGUGGAAUCUGCACCUGCUAUAGUAUUUCUUAAAGACCCAGGUGUCAAACCGGUUGUGCACCAUGGGUCAGUGAACAAUACAUAUUUUCUGAAUAUGAUGGAAAAUAAUAAACAGCAAGAGCUUCCACAACUAAGGAGUGUGACAUCGAUGGAGCUAGGCUGUGAUCCUCGUGGCUACUCUCGUGCUGGAUAUGAUACAAUCAUUUGGUACUGUGCUAUUGCAGUAGGAAGGCCAAGUUUGGAAUUGAACAAAAUGCGUGAAACCAUGUGCAGGGUCCAAGAAACAUUGUCUAAGCACAGUGAGGUAGAUGCAUCAUCUGAAAAUCAAUCCUUAGCUCCAGCUGUGAAUGCAUAUAAGAGAAAGCGGUUGACAUUUGCCUGGCUUGAUGGUGAAAAGCAAAAGGACUAUUGUCAAUUUUACCUUGGUCCUGCGGCCAGCGAUCAUACUUGUGGACAAGGGAGGGGUUUGACAGAUAUUCCCCUCAUAUUCGUUAUUCGAUAUUUAAGGAAUAGCAGUGCUGUUGAUAAGAAGACACAAGAAAUGAAAAAGUGGAAAUCUGUACUGGUCCAAGAUCUAAUGGAUGAUUCUGAUCAGGCAGGCCAGUUUGUAGCUGGGUACAAGGGUGAAGUUGAUAUUUCACAGAUAACCGAGUGGCUUGCAAAUUUAAUUAAAGAUGGUGAUUCCAGAGAUUUACCAUUCUUUACACUACGAACUCCUAAGCUUGUUCCAGAUGACACAGAACCUCUCUGGGCCAAAACUUCACCCAUGAUUCCUUUGAAAAAUCUGAAGCAGAGUAUUCCGGGUGUUCUAAGUGGACUCUCAGUUUACCUUGAGGAUCCGAGAAUUGGUCCAGCUUUGCUUCUGGGAGCAUUAAUCUCUUUUGGCACCAUCUGGCUGCGAAGGAGCCAACGAGUUCGGCCAUCUCAACCAAAUCAACCAAGUCAACCUAGUGCAAAGCAGGCGCCUUCCAAGGAAGACAGAAAACAGAGACCGACGGACCGGGUCCGGAGUCGGUCAAACAAAAAAGCACCCCCUUCCAUGACAGAUUGGGAACCAUCUGAUGCUUACCAAAUGCCACUAUCAGAUUCUGAAUCUGAUUAGUUUAUCCUUGAAGGAAAGGGGUUUUUCAACACAUGAUGUUUCAUGGUCUGAAGCUGAAGCAGAUUUGUUUUUGGUUUGAAGCCUUAUAAGUUAUAAUAUUAUACAAGGCUGCCCCCAUUUCAACAAGUGACUAGGUCUUCCGGUAGAAACACUCACGAAUACAUUUUAUAUUUAUAAAACUGAGAUUGAGGUUGCAUGUACCAAACACAAUUUGUUUAAUGUUUCGAUUAGGCCAUUUAUUUAUGCUUGUCAAUGUCAAUUCAUUAGAUUAGACUAGAUAGAUGCUUUAACCAAAAUAAUGUGAAGAGUUUACCUUAAAUUCGUUCAUGUAAUGAUUUAGACACAAACACUGUAAAUGAGCAAUUGCAAAUUUAACUUUGAA